AUGGAAGUCAAAGUCCUUGAAUCCCUUACUGAGGAUCAGAUGGGCUCUAGCACCAAUGACCCCAGCAACGUGCAGAUGUGGGCUCUUAUUGUCUCACAAGAGCUAAUUGCACUCGUUCUUUCCAACUCUGCAUUCGCUGCAUUAUGUUGGUUGCUUAAAAUCAGCUACAGUGGGAGUGAUUACACCAUGGAAAUCAGCAAGUGCUACAAAUCAAGGAUUUUUUUUUUUCCAGAGAGCCGAUGUACCAGAAUACCACUGAUUAGACUUGAGCUGACAUUUACAAUCAAGUGUGCUCCGUUGGGGCCAGAGGAGGGUUGUGGAGUCAGAAAACCAGGUGUGGCAUGGAGUGAGUCACCACGGUCAUUCACCACUUCCUGGCCUGGACAUUGUGAUUCACAGGCUCUUGAACCUGAUAUCCAGGCAGCAACAAGAGGUGGGGUCUGGAAGAAAGCAAGUGGACAGUGGGCGACAGUGCAACUAGGCUAUGUCAGGAGUAAUUGGAGGUCUGCAGGGCCCUGGGGAGGAGAGAAAGGCAAGCACAUGGGGGAGGGGAUGGCAGAUCCUAACCGAAGCCGGAGAUUCCCAGCUACCUCCAACCUCAGACGCCUCAACUCAGGGUUUCUCAGCCUCCUGGACCCAUGUCCAGCCUGGAAGAUUUGGACAGGGCAUGUUACAAAAGUGAUCAGUAACUCUGCUUGCUUUCUAAAUAGCGAGCUGCAGUCGCUGAUUGGCGCGCCACGGACCAAUGGGCGCGCCGGGGCGGCCCGGGCUGUCAGCGCGCGCCGCAGCAGUGCCGGCCGCAGCCUGUCCUCCCCUGCUCGGAGCCCCGCAGCCAGCGCAGCCUUCCCGGGAAGCGGGACCGCCGCUCGCGAGCGCAGCCCUGCCCAGCCCGCCAGCCGCGCGUCCGGGUGCCCGCGCCCCACGGCCACAGCCUAG
Panthera uncia (snow leopard) is the source of this 936-nucleotide messenger RNA. RefSeq lists its product as uncharacterized. Bases 1 to 936 code for a protein of 311 amino acids. The record is from RefSeq and is a predicted model, not a curated record. Lineage: Eukaryota; Metazoa; Chordata; Mammalia; Carnivora; Felidae. The transcript has 3 exons.